UCUGCGGUUCAUAUAAAAACAAACGCAUUUGGACGCCAAAUUUGUUGUUAAAAUUAAUUCAACUGCGUGCGUGCGCCCAAUUGUGUCGGUGUGUGCGUUUGUCUAUUGUGCAUUAAUAAAUGAUUAGUAAAUCAUAAAUAAGUAAAGCUGAAAGGCAAACACGCAAAUACUUGCGAAAAUUAUUAUCGCCAGCUGCAGGCAAGUUGUAAUUAACAAAAAGUGAAACCAUAAAAGCAAAGAAAGUGAAACGAAACCAAUUGUGACUUAAAAAACUAAACGAGCAACCCACGCGCAUGUUGCAGGUGUCGCGUGUUUCUGGCUUAUUAAAACAUAACGACAACUGAGAAAAAAAAAACACACAUUUAAAUACAUGAUGGCAACUGCAGAACGUAGCUGAGUAUUUGGCAUACUAAUUGGAACAUGUCGCUGCGCAGCAACAAGUUGCAAAGCCAACAAUCAACGGGCAGCAACAGCGGGGGCAACGGGGGCAACAUGUCGUACCAGCAGCAGCAGCAACAGUUGCUCGCGCAGCUGCAGCAGCAGCACAAGUUCCAGGCACAGCAGCAACAUCAGCAACAGCAGCAGCAACAGCAGCAGCAGCAGCAUCAGCUGCAACAGCAGCUCUCCAAUGGAGCUGGCUCCAAGUACAUGAACAGCAAUACGAGUCGCAACAAUCUGGCAACACUGGUCGCUGCCAUCAACGGGCACGAUCAGUCGGAAGGGCCGCCCGGCUCGCACGGCAGCGGCGGCGGCGGCGGCGGCGGCUAUCAGCUGUCGCCGGCGGCUGCCACACGCGUCACGCACGCCCCACCGCUGGGUCCGCCCUCCUACAGCGCUGCCACCGCGCAACAGCCCGCGUUCGCCUACUUCAGCCAGCAGCAACAUGCGGCACUUGCCUACCAGCAACAUCAGCAACACCAACAACAGCAGCAACAACAACAGCAGCAGCAACAACAGCUGUCGCUGCCACCGCCGGAUCUCACGGAUGGCAUAGAUCAUCAUCCGGGCUCGUUGUCGCCGCCGGAUUCACCCAAUGCCGCCUCGAGCGCUGAGCUGGAGCAGCAGCUGUGCGUUGUGGCCAAGAUGCAGAAGUCGGUGACAAUAACUGUGACGCCGCAGCGCAGCAAUUCCAUGGAUUUCCUUAACUUUGAGGAAAAACGUCAGCUAAUUGCCUCUUCGUUGUCCCUCUCUGAUAUUUUGCACAGCCAAAAUCAAGGCAAUGCCAAGGAAUCGAAUGCAAUCAAUGCGAAUGGUGCCAAGAAACAAAAUGGCGCCGCCAUACGCACAAACAGCCUGGGCUCUGGCACCCGCACCCCGCCCCUGGAGCGCAAAAGCAAACUGAGCGCUUUGGGCAGAUUCUUCAAGCCCUGGAAAUGGCGCCGAAAAAAGAAGAGCGAAAAAUUCGAAGCCGCCUCCAAAUCACUGGAGCGCAAGAUUUCUGUACGUGCCAAUCGCGAUGAGUUAGUGCAAAAGGGCAUCCUGCUGCCGGAGAGUCCGCUGGGCAAUAUACCAGAGCCGGGCGAGGAGUCAUACUACAAUAGUGGAGCCAGCGCGAAUGGCUCUCUACUCUCAGCCGUCCACAAUAAUUCCAUAAAUCAAGCCAACAAUUCCAUUAAUGCCACGACCUAUGGCAGCGCCGGCAAUUCGCUGCUCUCACAACAACAACAGCAACAACACCAGCAGCAGCAGCAACAGCAGUCGGGAGGCGGGGGCGUGCCCAACUCGAUAUCCGUGCAACAGUUCAAUGCAAAUUCCAUGCUCAAUGGCGCCAGCCUCAAUCAACAGAAUUCCAUUGCCAAUGGCGGCGGCGGCGGCGGCAACGAUGGCGCCUCGGACACAUCCUCGCUGAGCGGCGGCGUGCCCCAUUCACAAUCGGCACCACAGCAGCUGGGCGUCGGGCAGCAGACGGCGCCACCGCUGACACCGCUCGCCCAGCAUCAUCAGGCGCUGGCAGCGCAGCUGCAGCAGCGAUUCGCCAUCAGCAAUAAUAACGAACCAAGAAAAGACAAGACUGAUGCACAACAACACGGUGGCAAUGGCACAUUAUCAACACCGAAUAUUGAGCAGCCAACAUGCCAGGGCUCCAUGCUGCCACCACCUGGCGGUGGCGGCGGCGGAGGCGGUGGCGGCAUGCACCAGCAGCAGCAAUACAACCAGACCGAUUCCAAUAAUAAAGUGGAGCGACCCAAUACUCUGGGCGGCAGCAACAAGCUGUCGCGGCGAGGAGUCAACAUUUGCUACCACAACGAGCACUAUGGCGGCGACGAUGGCAAAAUGGUGGGUGGACCGCCGGGCAGCACACCACCGCCAUAUGCUGGCGGCAAGCUGCCGCCGGGCGUGAUGCUCAGCGAGCUGCCAGAGCCGCCGAUACCGGUAUCGGAAAUUGGACCCAUCCCACCGCCGCCGAUGUUCUCCACGCCGAGCCCGACGCUCAUCGCUGGACGACCGCACGGGCCAGGCGCUAUAAACGAUCAGGAUUACCAGCAGGACUACGACUAUGAUGAUCACGAUCCCGACCAGGACGAGCUCGACUCCGAUGAUGAGUACGCGCCGUACGGCGGCAACCAUGUGCGCGUCAUGGAUACGCAGCGCGUCGAGGAAAUUCCAGCCAAAGAGCCAAAACCAAAUGCAGUUCCUCUAAAGUCGGCGCUGAAGAAAAAGGUCGGCAUCUCCGGCAACGCCAAUUCCGCCUCCACGCCAGUCACGCCCACACAGGAGCAUCACAGCGCCGCAACAGCUGCUGCCAUUUCCAAUAGCAAUGGCGGCAUUGGCUCCAUGGCGGCCGCAGCCGCUGCAGCGGCCCAGCAGUCGGCCAAUCAGCGUCCACUCGUGGUGCGUCAGGAUGCGGCGGGCAACAACUAUUCGCUCAAGCCUAUACUACGACCACGGAUUAGAAUAUGCAGGCAGCAAAUGUUCAAUAUCCAACUGCCGUGCACCGUGGAGAACAAGGAGAACACGCGGCCGUUUGUGAUAAGGGAGAGCAGCAGCGAUAGCGAUGAGAGCGAUGGUCACAUUGUCUAUCGGGACGAUGACAAUGAUAAUACACGGCUGGCCAAGCUGGCGCGCAAGGAGUCGCUGUCAUUGAAGCUGCAGCUGCGACCAGACAAACAGGAUCUGAUCAAUCGCAAUAUAUUGCAUCAGGUCAACGACAAUGAGAUCAAGGAGUCCAAGGAGGCAAUUGGGGCGCGCCUAAUCCGACGGCUAUCAAUGCGACCCACCGCCGAGGAGCUGGUGGAGCGCAAUAUUCUAAAAACUCAAUCACCCGCCGAGGAGAAGAAGCAGAAGGAGGAGAAGAAAUCGUAUUUACUGCGCAAACUCAGCUUUCGGCCCACCGUCGAGGAGCUCAAGGAGAAGAAGAUCAUACGCUUCAACGAUUACAUUGAGGUAACGCAGGCACAUGAUUACGAUCGACGGGCGGAUAAGCCAUGGACAAGACUGACGCCAAAGGAUAAGGCUGCCAUACGCAAGGAGCUGAACGAGUUCAAGUCCUCCGAAAUGGCAGUCCACGAGGGCAGUCGCCAUCUGACGAGAUUCCAUAGGCCAUGACGAUUGCAAUGGCAGCAACUUUCCAACAAAUUACAGCAACAACAACCCAAACAAUUGUAUUUUGUGCAGCAUAAAAUUGUCAACAAAUAUUUAAAAGCAAAACAUUAAGAAACAACAAAAACAAAAAAACUCAAAAAA
Molecule: messenger RNA, 3684 nt
Organism: Drosophila novamexicana
Lineage: Eukaryota; Metazoa; Arthropoda; Insecta; Diptera; Drosophilidae
Product: phosphatase and actin regulator 4
Exons: 12
Coding region: 421-3546 (1041 amino acids)
Biological process (GO): actin cytoskeleton organization
Molecular function (GO): actin binding
Source: RefSeq, a predicted model, not a curated record